Messenger RNA from Nerophis ophidion (straightnose pipefish), 651 nucleotides. Its product is annotated as ATP synthase subunit a-like. The record is from RefSeq and is a predicted model, not a curated record. NCBI's taxonomy places the organism in Eukaryota, Metazoa, Chordata, Actinopteri, Syngnathiformes, Syngnathidae. The coding region runs from base 1 to 651 and encodes 216 amino acids. The transcript has 6 exons.
AUGCUACCAGCGCAGCUAUGCGCCCCAGAAGACGUUCUUUGUCAUGUUAUUCUAAAGUUCUUUAUCAUCUUCUUCAUCGCCUUCUUCAUCAAGUUCUUCAUCAAGUUUUUCAUCAUCUUCUUCAUCAGGUUCUUCAUCAUGUUCUUCAUUAUCUUCUUCACCAGGUUCCUGACCAGGUUUUUCAUCAAGUUUUCCAUCAGGUUCUUCAUCGGGUUCUUUGUCAAUCUUAAGUUCUUCAUCAGGUUCUUUAUCAAGUUCUUCACCAGGUUCUUUAUCAGGUACUGCCUCAAGUUCUUCAUCAUUUUCUUCAUCGCCUUCUUAUUCAUUACGUUCUUCAUCACCUUGUUCAUCGCUUUCUUCAUCAGGUUCUUCAUCAUCACCUUUUCAUCAAUACUGUACUUCAACAAGUUCUUCAUCUUCUUCAUCAUCUUCUUAUUCAGGUUCCUUUUCAGGUUCUUCAUCAUCUUCUUCACUUUCUUAAUCAUCUUCUUCAUCAUGUUCUUCAUUAAGUUCGUUAUCGGCUACUUUAUCGCCUUCUUCAUCAGGUUCUUCAUAAAGUUCUUCAUCACCUUUUUCAUCAGGGUUUUGAUCAGGUUCUUCAUCACCUUCUUCAUGGAGUACUACAUCAGGUUCCUCCUCAAGUUAUUUUAA